UUACGUGCACACAUGCCACGCACACAACAUACGAACUUGACCUUUAUUGACAAGAGGUUGUCUGAAUGUAGUACCCGUAGCAUAAUUAGCAAAUGCCUUUUUGCUGCCUUUUAUUUCAAAUUUUGUUUAAAUUAGCAACUUUUUAUUUGCAUAGACACAAGGAAGAACGUAGUUAUCGCUACAGUAAAGUUCCUACGUUCUUUAAAGCUAAAGUAGCGCUUCCAAUCCACACAAUAUGAGUUACUUGAAAUCAGUAGGUACAAGCAUUAUUUAUAUUGGGGCCUUCCUUGCUGUAAUUACAUUUGUUCCUGGAAUUCCACCUAAUUCAAAGUUUACCGAAUAUAGUGUUAUUGCACCAAAAAAAUUGACCGAUGCCCUAGCUAUCAAUGGAAGACUAAAUAAUGCUGAAAUUUUAUUCCAAGGACAUUUGAAAGGACCAGAAGCAUUUGCUUCUUACAAUGGUGAGCUUUAUACAGGGAUUCAUGGAGGCUUUAUAGUUAAAGUUACCGAUAAUAAAAUUAUACCUAUUGUUAAAUUUGGCAAAGACUGUGAUGGACUUUGGCAAGAAUCUAAAUGUGGUAGACCUCUAGGAUUAAAAUUUGACGAUAAAGGUGUCUUAUAUGCCUGUGAUGCUUAUUAUGGAAUUUUUAAAGUUGAUGUAAAAACAGGAAAAUACAAAGAAAUUAUUAAUGUUGCGGAACCAAUUGAAGGGAAAAGACCAAUGAUAGUUAACUCUUUAGAUAUUGCAAAUAAUGGUGAUAUAUAUUGGACUGAUUCUAAUGUUGAGUUUCAUCUUGAAGAUGGAAUAUAUACUGGUUUGGUAAAUCCCUCUGGAAGGGUAUUUCGAUACGAUGCUAAAACAAAAAAAAAUCAAGUUCUUGUUGAUAAUUUAGCAUUUGCAAAUGGUAUUGCCCUGAGCAAAGAUGAAGAUUUUAUAAUUGUAGCUGAGACUUUUGCAUCUCGUAUAAUAAAAUAUAAUCUAAAAGGACCUAAUGCAGGUAAAUGGGAGAUAUUUGCGGAAGGACUUCCAGGAAUGAUAAAUUCAGAUAAUAAUAGUGGAUUUUUGGUCAGCCUUGUUAUUUAUGCAGAUGAAGAACAUCCACAAUUAUUGCAAUCAGUAAUGCCUCAUCCAUAUAUAAGACGUAUGAGUGCAAGACUUUUAACAUUACUCGAAGCACCUUUUAAGUGUUUACAAAUAUAUUAUCCUAACUAUUACACUGAAAAAAUUAUUCAUUACUUGGGGGGAUUUGAAAAUAUAUUGUUUUUAAAUACAAAUAUUGUUACUAUAUUAAGAAUAGAUAAUAAGGGUAAAAUAGUAGAUGCUGCAUAUAAUACUGAUGGAAGAAUUAGUGGUAUAAGUACAGCAUACAUACACAACGAAUUUUUAUGGCUUGGUACUCCCUUCUCAGAAUAUAUUUCUAGAGUUCCACUGAAGCAGGCAUUUCCAAAUCUAUUAAUUGAAGAAAAACAACAAUUUGAGAAAGUCAAGCAAACUGAAAAAAAAAUUAAUGCGAAUAUAAACAAUCAACAGAAACCAAGCUCCGCUACACCAACUCCUAACCCAACAGAAUCAAAAUCAUUUACUACUCCAUCUCCUAAGCCAGUAAAAUCUAAACCAAGUAGUUCGACUAAAAAACCUCAAGAAUCCAAAUCAUCCAAUAAACCUUCUAAGAUAUCAAACCAACAAAAAUCUAGUCGCAGUAGUGAGACGAAUUCUUAGAAGUACAUAACUGACAAAUGAAUAAAUAAAAAAUAAAAACAUUUAUUUAUAUUUUUAACUAAUUAAAUAUCGGGUAUAUAUUAAAAAUUGUUAUAUAUUUUCUGUGAUAAAAUAUAAAAUUGAGAUUAGCACGGGUGUUGUUUUAUAGUAUACGAAACUGUAGCUAUUAGACAAAAAUUUAUAAAAGUUACGUACUAUGAAGAUGUUCGGUAAGAACUUUCAUAAUUUUAUACAUUUAUUGAAGGGCAUUACAAUAUUUUGAAAUGACUAAUAAGUAAAUAAUUAAAUAAUUAUUCUUGUUAAGGAUUGGGAUUAAAGAAGUGAAUAUUUUUAAUUAUGUAGAA
Messenger RNA from Ceratosolen solmsi marchali, 2064 nucleotides. Its product is annotated as adipocyte plasma membrane-associated protein. The coding region runs from base 236 to 1720 and encodes 494 amino acids. The record is from RefSeq and is a predicted model, not a curated record. Gene Ontology annotation, molecular function: hydrolase activity. The transcript has 6 exons. NCBI's taxonomy places the organism in Eukaryota, Metazoa, Arthropoda, Insecta, Hymenoptera, Agaonidae. Gene Ontology annotation, cellular component: endomembrane system.